CAAGAUGGCGGCCCCCAUGUUGCGGUGCUGUUCCCGGGGCCGGUGUUUGGGAAGCCUAGGCCCGUCAGGAGUUUUGUUUCUGGGACUGCGUGAGGCCCAUUCGGGCGCUCAGGGGUUGCUGGCGGCGCAGAAGGCUCGAGGUCUGUUCAAGGAGUUCUUCCCCGACAGGGGUACGAAGAUAGAGCUCCCCGAGCUCUUCGACCGUGGAAAGGGCAACUUUCCCCAGACCAUCUACUGCGGUUUCGACCCCACGGCCAGCUCGCUUCACGUGGGGCAUCUGCUAGCCCUUCUGGGCCUGUUUCACUUCCAGCGAGCUGGCCACAACGUGAUUGCGCUGGUGGGAGGUGCCACCGCGCGCCUGGGAGAUCCGAGCGGCCGCACCAAGGAGCGCGAGGCCCUGGACGCGGAACGCGUGCGAAGCAAUGCGCGCGCCCUGCGCCGAGCGCUUGAGGACCUGGGGGCUAAUCACCAGGAGCUCUUCGCGGAUGGGCGGCCCUGGGGAAGCUUCACGGUACUGGACAAUUCAACCUGGUACCAGAAGCGGCACCUGGUGGACUUCCUAGCCGCCGUUGGCGGCCACUUCCGCAUGGGGACGCUCCUGAGCCGGCUGAGCGUCCAGACCCGGCUCAAGAGUCCCGAGGGCAUGAGCUUGGCCGAGUUUUUUUACCAGGUGCUCCAGGCCUAUGACUUUUACUAUCUGUUCCAGCAUUAUGGAUGCCGGGUCCAGCUCGGUGGAUCUGAUCAAUUGGGCAAUAUCAUGUCCGGAUACGAGUUUAUCCACAAGUUGACUGGAGAAGACGUAUUUGGGAUCACUGUGCCUCUAAUUACAAGUACAACAGGAGCAAAAUUGGGAAAGUCUGCUGGGAAUGCUGUGUGGCUAAACAGAGAUCAGACCUCUCCGUUUGAAUUGUAUCAAUUCUUUGUCAGGCAGCAGGAUGAUGUGGUAGAAAGGUACCUGAAGCUCUUCACUUUUCUGCCCCUUCCAGAGAUUGGCCACAUAAUGCAGCUGCAUGAAAAAGAGCCGGAAAAGCGGGGUCCUCAGAAACGACUUGCUGCAGAAGUUACAAAGCUUGUUCAUGGACAGGAAGGGCUAGCUUCUGCUAAAAGGUGUACACAAGCCCUGUAUCAUAGCAGCAUCGACGCACUGGAGGUCAUGUCUGAUCAGGAGUUAAAAGAGUUGUUUAAAGAAGCUUCAUUUUCUGAAUUAGUUCUUGACCCAGGAACAAGUGUCCUAGAUACCUGCCGCAAAGCAAAUGCCAUUCCAGAUGGUCCCCGAGGGUAUCGGAUGAUAACAGAAGGUGGAGUCAGUAUAAAUCACAGACAAGUAACAAAUCCUGAGAGUGUUUUAGUCGUUGGACAACAUAUUCUUAAGAAUGGACUUUCAUUACUUAAAAUAGGAAAAAGGAAUUUCUACAUUAUAAAAUGGCUUCAGCUAUGAUGAAAAAUCCUUCUGCUGGUUCAAACAAUAUGCAUCCGUCUCAUUCUCAAGAUGUAUCAAAGGUUGGCUCCAGAACUUUUACUUUCAUUCAUACGAGCCGAACGGGAGUACACUCUAGGCCUCAGAGUGUGAGUAAUUUCAUUAUUUAUAUAGGUUGCUUAAUAGAAGGUGUUUGUGUAAUGACGGGGUAUUUUAUUUCCUGAUCUGCAAGUAUUAAGGACUACCAUAGAAAACCAUGAUUGCCAUGGAUAAUCUCUUUUAAAAAUUCUGAUUCAUGAAAUAACUAUUGUAUCCUGCUUGCUCUCUUUUUAGAGAUGAGGAAGAACAGUGAAAAAGAGGACAGAAUAAGGACUCUUGGGUACUUUUAUUUUGGGUGUCUAUCUCCCUGACCUUACUGACACCAGCAGCCACAUUAAAAAUGUGAAAUACGGUAUUGGAAACUAGAUUUCUGAAUUUUUUUGUUUAGGAAGCAAAUAUAGUUUUCCUGAAGAAGUAUUACAUGGAGCCCUAGUUGGCAGUAGAAAUUACAGUUGAAAGUUUCCUUUUAAAGAACCAAAACUAGUACUUUUGAGGAAGUCCGAUUCAGUUUUCCAGUCCCUUACCUGUGUUUCAGUAUAAAUUUACUCACAGCCUUGUUUUGCCAGAUUACCAAAGUAGCAAUAUUUUAUAAAUCUGGAAACUUAGUUUCAAGUUCCACUUUCUGUCCCCAAGCAGAUUGCAACUUCAGAUAAACUGAAAAGUAACUAGAGAGAAAAUAGAGGCAAAUAUAUCAAAUAUCCAAUCACAGGAGACUAUCAAAAGAUAUUCUUCUGGUAAGGGACGUUUUCAGAUCACAUUUAAAGGAUUUAGAAUCAAGACUUAUAAGCUGUGCUUACAUGAGGCAGGUCAAUUCUCAGUACUGUUUCUGUAUGUGAAAAAUCGAGGUAGUUAUCACCCCUAUUUCCCUGAGGACCAAGUGAAACGUGCAAAUGGUUCAUAAUCUGAUACCUUCUAGAAAACCUUACAGGCAGCAAAGCAUGGCUUUACUGUUCAAAUGCUAGCCAUUUACUACCUGGAAUACUUGAAACAAAUCACUAUCCUAAUAUAUAAAAGUGGAGAUGUACCAGUAGCUCUUUGAAUUAUGAGAAUUCCGUAGGCACGAAGUUGUAAAACUUUGAUAUAGCAUAAGCUGUCUUAUGUUCCAGUUAGAUUUAUAUGUUAAAAAGCUAUAGUUUAGCUAAACGUUUCUCUGGGAGCAAAGUUAGAGGAAAAAUUCACUUAUUGACAAAACUUGAAUGUCAUUUUGUACCAGCAAUUUUAUUUACACAGCAAGAACAUACAGGUAUCCGUGGUAAAUGUCAGAGAUCAUCUCCACAUCUCAGAGCUUCACUCAGUUUGAGAGCCAGUAAAGGAAGGUUUUCUGAAACUUUCCAUACCUUUCUUGUCUCUGCCUUUCUUGUACAAGGUGUGUAGUACCAGCGAGUACAUUACCAUAGCCUAUUUCUAAAGGGUAACAUUUCCAAUUUGAAAUUUGUUUGAUAUGCUGGGGAAUGGUACACUGUAAGCUUCUCCCCCCCCCCCUUACAAAUUCAAAAGGCUGGAAUGGUAAUCAUCUGAUGUAUCUGAAGUAAGUAAAUUCAUGGAUGGAUGUACUGAUGUUCAGUAAUGACAAGAGUGAUUUUAAAGUGUGUGCUAACAAAUAUUUAGGUAGUAUGUAUCAAGAUGGUACUAUUAACAGGUUCAAAGUAGUACCGUGUAAGACUGAAUCUGAUUUUUAUGUUUGAGAUCAGUUGCUGAGCGCAUUGUUUAGCAAAGUUAACACACACAUUGUCCCUGCCAGUAGUCCUUCAUCAAUAACAGAAAUGUUAAUAUGUUCAGUAGAUUCUAAGUUGCUGAUAUGAUCUUUCAGAGAUGGAGCUCGAUGCCUUAGGAUUUUGACCCAUGUCUUAAAAUUUAUAAUGUAAUUCGUACCAAGAAUCACCUGGGGAAUUUUAAUAAAGUGUGAGUAUGUUCUAAACCUUACCCAAAACUCUGAAUGUAUUUUAGUAACGUAAAGCUUUUAGGUGUUGUCUGUCCAGAUGUUUUUCUUUAAAUAAUAAGGCUCCACCAGUAUUUUGGUAUCUGUAUUCUAACAUAUUCUGUUGGCGUGAAGCUAAAUUAACUAUUACCAACUAAUAGAGAAGAUGUAUACUUAAAUGACCACAGUAUUUGGUUUUAAGUACCACCUCCAAGUGAAUCUUAGAGCAUGUUAUAAGUGACCCAAUUUAAAGAUGUAUCUGAAUUACUAUCAUAUUUGAGAAUCAAGUCUAGGUGAUUGUUUUUAAUGCAGGAAAGUAGAAUUCAUGCCUGUAGGUUUAAGACAGAAUCAAAGAUAAUGUAGAUGUUUAAUGCACGAGGGCAGCGUGGACCUGAAGGGGAAGGACCGCAGUAGCUACACCUUAUGCACACAUCACUGUCAAUGUUACAUAUCUUCUUGUGCCUUCAGCUUUCUUACUAACACAUCAAAGGUUGCAGAGAAGCUCAAUAGUAGAAAUCGAAGGACAGGUGGACUACAGUGACCGUAACCGUUUACGAAGAAGACAAGUCACUACUUCAACUAUGGCAUCAUGAAGUUUAGGAAACCGCAACAGCUCCUAUAUACAUGACAGAAGAAAGAAAAGUAGAAGUCUCCUUUGUUUAAAGGAGAAUUAAGUAAUUCCUGAAGUAGAUCUUAAGCUGCAUGUAAGCUCCUUCAGAACACUUUUAUGGAUAAGGAAACUCCAGAUUUUAACUUACGUGUAACCCACCUUGUGCAUGGCCUCCCAUCCCAUGAAACCACCGUGUCGCGUGUGGUACUACUUAAUCGGAUGCCCGCACACCUGCCCAUUACCUGUGUGCUGUAAUUGCUACAGUGCUGAAUGAUCCUUUGCAUCUCCUCGUGAACCAGUUCCACACAACGCAGGCUGGGUUCUUCCAGACGUUUGAUUUGCCGCUUGACCAAUAACUCAAAUGAAACUUCAGGCACAAACAAAGCAGGACGGGGACCCUAAAAAAAAUGCUGCGCUAUUAUACCUACACGUAAUUUUAGUUCUUCCCUAGGUUAGAAUAAAUCACAUUUCUUGGUAUUUUUCAUGAAAAGUGCUUCCUAGUAUCAAGUAUGAGGGCUAAGCUGUACAAUUCAUUUAAAAACAUACAGCUAAUGCGUUAAAAAUUAUAAUAAACCUUUAACCUCUUUUUUUAAAAAAGUCCAACUCAAGCGUACUCACAGUAGCAUUUCUAAUGGCAGUCAAAAUGUCAAUAGUGUUAAGGCCACCUAGUGGGUCAACAGAUUCUAGAGUUCGCCCAAAAGUCUCAUGGAAAAUAUAACAUAUCCGAGCACCACCGCAUCUGAAAGGCAGUCAAGUAUAUGGUUUCUGUUAUUACUAAGAGGGAAGCCACAAGUUAGAAGUAUUUCUAUAAACUUUUAAGGUCUUAUUUUCUGAAAAAGUCUCAAACAGUUACAUUUAGGUCAUUUCCAUGUGUUCUCAACUCCAUUAUGAACCAGCUUCUCUACUCGUUUCUUUUAAUGGAGAAGAGUCAUUCCACAGAAGGUAUUCACAUGUAUAUAUGUGGAUGCACACAGAACUGUUGUGUCAAAAAACAGCAGUGAACUAAGAACUACUGAACAUGUUUUCUCUGCCCUAGUUUUCAACUAUAAGCUUUUGAAAAGACAAGGAACAGUAUCUUACUUAUUUUUGUCUAUUCACAAUUCAAAGGAGAGAUAAGUAAACUUUUCCUGUAAAGGGUCAGAUAGUAAAUAGUUUAGACUUCUCAGGCCAUACAGUCUGUCACAAUGACUCUUUUCUACCACUGAGCACAAAAGCAGCCAUGGAUAAAAUAUAAACAAAUAAGCACAGCUGUGUUCCAGUCAAAUUCAGGCACACAACAAUGUGGAUUCUAUAUAAUUUUCAUGUCAUGAAAUAUUCUUUGAAUUUUUUUCAACUAUUUAAAAAUAUAAAAAUCAUUCUUAGCCAAUGGGCUAGUUUGCCUACUUCUGCUUUAAACAAGUCUCUAGCAUUCACUACUUUCUUACAGUUGUCUAGGCCGAAGGUGAAGGAGCCUAACAUUAAACUAGGUGAAAUAAGGGACACACAAAAGGACCAAUACCGUAUGACUUCCCUUAUAUGAAAUAUCUAGAAUUAGCAGAUUGAUAGAGACAAAGCAAAUUAGAGGUUCCCAGAGAUGAGAAGGAGGAAAGAGAUACUGCUUAACAGACACAGAGUUUCUGUUGGGGUGAUAAAAAAUUUUAGAAAUCAGACACCAUUUGAUGGUUAGAUAAUAUUGUGACUGAAAUUUAAUGCCAUUAAGUUAUACUUCAAAUUGCCAGUUAAAAUUACCAGUCUGUCUUGAACCUUUCCCUUCUCCAAAUAAUUUUCCAUAAUGACCAUAAUUAUACUUCUAAAAUGGGUACUCCUCUGACCAGAAGUGUUUUAUCUGUUAUAGCAAGAAGUCCUCCAAAUUCUGAGGAUCUCUGAUCUUCCACAAUCUUGUUCUUAGAUGCCUUUGCUGCCUUACCUCCGUUAUGCCCUGUCACUGCAUGCCAUCCUCCAACAACACCCUGCAAUAUUCUUUGCUGUCUGAAGCCUAAAGUACCCUUCUACUUAGUGCCUCCCCAAAUUCUAUUCAGAGCCCAACCCAAACUAUGGCAUUCUCCCACUCCCUGAGAGAAAUGUAAAUGGUCUCUUUUCAGUGUCCUAAAGGCUUGAUUAGGUGGUUACAGAUUAUUUGCUUUAUUAACUACUUAUAAAACUCCCCAUAUAUAAUAUAUGCAUGUUUCUGGAUACGUAUUCUAUUUAAUAAGUAUUUAAAUAAAAAUACUUGAUUAUA
Hyaena hyaena (striped hyena) is the source of this 6262-nucleotide messenger RNA. It is a transcript of the gene YARS2, whose product is annotated as tyrosyl-tRNA synthetase 2. The transcript is spliced from 6 exons. Gene Ontology annotation, cellular component: mitochondrion; cytosol. The record is from RefSeq and is a predicted model, not a curated record. Bases 5 to 1438 code for a protein of 477 amino acids. Gene Ontology annotation, biological process: tyrosyl-tRNA aminoacylation. Gene Ontology annotation, molecular function: ATP binding; RNA binding; tyrosine-tRNA ligase activity. Lineage: Eukaryota; Metazoa; Chordata; Mammalia; Carnivora; Hyaenidae.